Austrofundulus limnaeus is the source of this 1903-nucleotide messenger RNA. It is a transcript of the gene exoc3l4, whose product is annotated as exocyst complex component 3-like 4. Gene Ontology annotation, molecular function: SNARE binding. Gene Ontology annotation, biological process: exocyst localization; exocytosis. Gene Ontology annotation, cellular component: exocyst. The record is from RefSeq and is a predicted model, not a curated record. NCBI's taxonomy places the organism in Eukaryota, Metazoa, Chordata, Actinopteri, Cyprinodontiformes, Rivulidae.
CUGCCGUCGGUUCACAGCUGAGUUUUUAUUCAAACCGGUCGGAAGAAGAGCUUGAAGAAAGUGAAAAUCGAGGGUGAGUUACCUGAGCUCUGCUCCACAGAUCCCAACAUGUCCAAACUUGGUGAGAGCUUUAUUAAAAAGGGAGCCUCGAUCCGUCGAAGCCUCAGGUUUGGUUCUAAGAAGGAGAACGAGAAAACCAACAGGCCGGAGGUUCUGCUAACAACGUCUGAAGGUUUGGUGGAGAAGAUGGAGGAGGAGGUGGAGGAGGAACUAGAGGAGAUGGAGGAGGUGUAUAAUCUACCAGACAUCCCUCACACUCCUCUGUCAGUGAUGCAGAUCAACAAGCUGAUAGAGAUGGAGGUUCUGGAGGAGGCUCACCUGAACCUUCUGGCCUUGAGGCUGGAGUUUCAGAAGGAGCAGGACCGGUUUGACCAGGACUGUCCCAUGGAGCUCUCAAAGAAAGAGAAAGACCUGAACCUGCUCUACAUGGACCUACGGACCAAGAUCGGAACCAUCGUUCGAGACUCAAACUCCCUGCCCGCCAGGAACAAACCUCUGCUGGUCUUCGUGGCCCGGAUCAUCCAGGAGGAGGAAAAGAGGUCCGCAGAACCCGGAGGACUUCCUGACAGCUGGAUGGAGGCCUGGAGGGAGGCGGUGUGUGAGGGGGUCCAGGUGAAGGUGAACAGUGUUCACCUGGAGCACAGGGACAAGAACCCCUCGUGGUUAGCAGUCCACCUGGGUCUGCUGGGGAACGCCAUCGUGGAGGAUUUGCAGAAYGUGAAGAGGGACCUCCGGUGGUCCUACCCCCCCAGCUUCAGGGUCUUCAGCUCCUACGUGAGGAGCUACCACCGAGUUGUCAGGCAGCACCUGAAGAAGCUGGAGCCACAGGUGACGGAUCUGAAGGACCUGUUCGCCCUGCUGGACUGGAUCCUCAACAAGUACAAGAGAAAGUCAAAGGAACUGUUCAGAACUCCAGAAAACUUGAGAGUGAAGUGGAACAGAAAGUCAUCUCCUCCUGCAUCGAGGAGCUGAAAAGCUUYCCCCGGCGGUUUGAGAGCCAGUUCAGGUCUCAGUGCGGGGCCCUGCAGCCUCGGCCUCUCUGGACUCAGUAUCAGAUCACCUACAUCAACAGCUUUGCUGCUCUGCUGGACCACAUGGACGGGUACCAGGACAGCUGUCCUAACGAGGUGGAGGGAUUCAGGCGCGAGGUGAAGUGGCUAAUUGUUCGGCUGAUGCAGAGUCUGGAGGAUCAGUUCAAAGAGGACAUUAAGGUGUAUCUGAGGAGGAUGAUGACGAGGAAGUGGCUCACCAACGAUGAAGACUUUAAUCACCUUCGCAGCCGAACACAGAAGCUGUCCCAGGACUGCGACCUGAUGAGGCCUCCACAGGCUCAGGACUUUGCGAGCCAGCUGCAUCACCACGUGGCGAAGGAGUACAUCGGCCAUCUGAUGAGGAGCAACUACUCCUGCAGGAACCGGAAACACGAGAAGGCCGCCGCCAAGAUCCGCCGCCAGUGGAGCGAGCUGAGCGACCUGUUUGAGGAGAUGCAGGAAGCAUCUGGUUGCUCUGCUGUACUUCAGGGGUCUUCAGAGGGGCCAUGAGCACCAGGUCAUCCUCCAGAGACUCGCGGUCCUGAAAAAAGAGACGGGCGUCGCAGACGGCAACCGAAGCCACGUUCUGUUUGGAGACAUGCAGGUCACCACCAACACCGACUGUCUGUCCAGCCUGCCGUCCUCCUGUCUCAGUCUGCUGAGGGACAGCUGAGGACAGGCUGCMGGGGGGCACACCUGUGGUCUCAGCGAGUGGACACGUGGACUGAUGUUAAACGGUUGUUCAGAGCUCAGCUGAGGAGUUUUUGAAGAUGUAGUGAAUAAAAUAAAACUUGUAUGAUGUGAUGAAAUUA